AUGGGAGCCAUACUGAGUCAACAAGGGGAGGAUAACCAACUUCACCCGAUUGCAUAUAUGUCCAAGUCCUUCUUGGGCGCCAAAGCUAACUAUGAUACGCACGACAAGGAACUGUUAGCUAUCAUUAAGGCAUUAGAGGAAUGGCAAAUUUUCCUAGAAGCAACGGACAAACCAGUACAAGUCUUCACGGAUCAUAGGAAUCUGGAAUAUUGGAUGCAGGCACGGACAUUCAACCGCAGACACGCGCGAUGGCGUAUUUUCCUGAGCAAUUUCAAUUUUGAAAUCCACUAUCGCCCAGGAAAACAAUCAGGAAAACCGGACGCCCUAUCCAGACGAUCAGACUAUAUUGACUCACCUCAGGAACCAGAAGUCAUGCUACCAUCAGAGGUUUUUGCCAAUACGUCAGAAGCUGAACUUGAGAUUGUCACAAAAAUCCAAGAUAAGCUGAAAGAGGACCCAUCCCUAGAACCCAUCAUUCAGUUCCUGACAGAAGAUGCAGACAAUGCACCUCCAUCCAUUCGGAAAGCCUAUUGGGACUAUGAUUGGGAGGAAGAUCUCCUAUGGUACCAAGGAAAAUUGGUGGUUCCAGACUCAGAGGCCCUGAAGGAACAAUUACUCAGGGAAUUCCAUGACUCCCCUUUAGCGGGCCACCCAGGUCAACAGAGAACCCUUGAGCUUCUAAGCCGUAACUACUGGUGGCCAGGCAUGAAAUCAUCCGCCAAGGAAUGGGUAGAAUGUUGCCCCACAUGUCAGGCCAAUCGCCGGGCCCAUGCCCCGGUCAUUGCCCUCAAACCCCUGGAGGUUCCGCCCUAUCCAUUCCACACCAUUUCCUAUGAUUUCAUUACAGGAUUUCCCAAGUCAAAUGGUCACGACGCAAUCUUGGUAGUCAUCAACUCCUUUUCUAAAUUUGGGCAUUUUAUUCCAACUACCAAGAAAAUCACGUCUAAGGGCCUAGCGGAAUUAUUCAUCUCACAGGUGUGGAAACUCCACGGAUUGCCAGUCAGAACAAUUUCAGACAGAGGGACUACAUUCACAGGAAAGUUCCUAAAGGCACUCUACCAACGCCUCGGAGUGAAACCGUCCUUCUCAUCAGCCUAUCACCCGGAGUCAGACAGACAAACAGAGAGGGUGAACCAAUUCAUUGAGUUUUACCUAAGAUCAUACGUUGCGGCAGACCACUCGGAUUGGGCCUCCUGGUUACCAUUAGCAGAGUAUGCCUACAACAAUUCAAAGCACUCUGCCACGGGAAAAACCCCCUUCAAAUUGGUUUAUGGACAAAACCCUGUCAUGAACCCGUCCAACAUUCCAGCAAAUGUGCCAGAAGCCAAUCAUAUAGCAGACACCCUUGCACAAGAAUGGAAGGAAGCGGAGUCAGCUCUGAGGAUGAGUAAGGAAAGAAUGGUUGGAAACAAGGGAGUAGUACCGGAAUACUCAAUCGGAGAUAAAGUCUGGUUAGAUGGAAAAAAUGUGGAACUCAGGACAAACUCCAACAAACUGGACCCCAAGAGGCUAGGACCGUUUGAGAUCACAGAAAAAAUCUCCAGCCAUGCGUACCGCCUAAGGCUCCCGGAAACCCUGAAAAUUCACAAUGUGUUCUACGUAGGAUUACUGUCCAAGGCACACGAAUCCCCUAGCCAACCUUUUCCUGAAAGACCCCCCCCUGAAACAAUAGAAGGGGAAGAGGAGUACGAAGUUGAACAAAUUAUUGACUCCAAACGGCAACAAGGGAAAUGGUUCUACUUGAUCAAGUGGAAAGGGUACGGCCCAGAAGACAACUCAUGGGAACCGGAGGAACUGCUAGAACACAGCCAGGAAGAGAUCAAGCGCUUCAACCAAGCUAGACUCAGAAAGGCUUGUGACGCCGCCAAGAGCCUUUAA
Rhizoctonia solani is the source of this 1878-nucleotide messenger RNA. Its product is annotated as Retrotransposable element Tf2 protein. The coding region runs from base 1 to 1878 and encodes 625 amino acids. Gene Ontology annotation, biological process: DNA integration. NCBI's taxonomy places the organism in Eukaryota, Fungi, Basidiomycota, Agaricomycetes, Cantharellales, Ceratobasidiaceae. The transcript has a single exon. Gene Ontology annotation, molecular function: nucleic acid binding. The record is from RefSeq and is a predicted model, not a curated record.